GACUAAUCGGGUGUGUGGAGGCUGGGCCGCUGAAGCACCGGGUCACACUGAGCGGAACUCUAGGCAGCACAUGUGGAGGCAGAGCUACUGGUCCUGGUAAGCUCUUUAAAGCACACGGGGGACAUGAAGAGAAAGAGACGGGAUGUCGAUUUGCAAGCUGCCGAGCAGGAUUUAGAACCAUUACAAGAUGAUGAAAGUAGUGACAUGGAGGAGGAGGAGGAGGAAGAUGACGGGAAUAAAACAUCGGGCAAGAAGAGCAAUGUUAUGGAAAAAAAGCAAAAAGUAGAUGUUUUAAGAGUAACAGGAACUCUUAAACUAAGCAGAAGAGAACUGUACAAGCCACCAACUAGUGAAGAACUCAAUCAGCUGAAAGAAACUGAGAACCUCUUUCAUUCCUCUCUACUAAGAAUGCAGAUUGAAGAACUUUUAAAAGAAGUAGAAUUGAAGGAGAAGAAACGCAAGGUUAUUGAUGCUUUCCUCCAUGAAGUGAAUGAUCUUCUCAAUAAAAUACCAACAACUGAGCAAGUUGAUAUUACAGACCAAUCCAGGCUUCCAAAAGAUGUUAAAGUUCCUUUCCUUCAAGUACCAUACAAUGUCAAAGGGAAGUUUCAGUAUCUCCCUCCUAGUUCAACAAAAGUUAUUGGAAGCUAUUUACUUGGUACCUGCAUCAAACCACAGAUCAAUGUCGAUGUUGCUGUUAUAAUGCCAGCGGAAAUUCUGCAAUCAAAGGACAACUUUAACCAGCGCUACCUGAGGAAACGUGCACUCUACCUGGUUCACAUUGCCCAUCACUUAUCCAAGAACAAGAUCUUUGGAUCUGUAAAAUUUGGCUACUUCAAUAGCAACCACUUGAAACCCAUUCUGUAUCUAUCUCCGCAAGGUAAGGACGAGAAGCUUGUCACCGUGAGGCUCCACCCCUGUGCUCCUGCUUCUUUCUUCAAAUUGACUCGGUUUCAUCCCAGCAGAAACAACAUUCGUGUGUCCUGGUUUCUGGAUCAAGAGGCUGCCGAAGGAGGAAAUAGUGAUCCUCCUACACCCCACUAUAAUAACAGCAUACUCAUUGACUUGGUGAUGGAACAACAUCUUAAUUUUCUCUUCAAUAUUGCCACUGAUUUUCCUGGAAUGAAAGCUGGAAUUGAAAUUCUUAAAGUAUGGCUCCUUCAGAGGGAAUUUAACAAGGGCUAUGGGAGUUUUAAUGGAUUUCUAGCUUCCAUGCUGGUGGCAUACUUGCUUUCCAAACGGAAACUAAACAAAAUGAUGAGUGGGUACCAGGUGCUGCGGAAUGUCCUUCAGUUCUUGGCUGUUACCGAUCUCUCUCAAAAUGGCAUCAGCCUUUUCCAGGGCACUGAUGAUUCAGCGCCGUCACUUGCCGACUUUCAUCAGGCUUUUGAAGUUGUGUUUGUGGAUCCCUCAGGAUUUGUAAACCUCUGUGCUGAGAUGACAGCCAGCAAGUACAAGCAGAUUCAAUAUGAAGCGCAGAAAUCAAUGGAAAUUCUCGACAAUAAGACAGUGGAUGGCUUUGAAAUGCUCUUGAUGACUCGGAAACAUUUUAUUCAAACGUUUGACCAUGUCUUUUUCCUGAAGAACCUGGUCAAACUGCAAGAAGGCUGUAAAAAGAUGAAACUGCUCAAUGAGUUGAUUGAUCAUGGGGGCAACUAUAUUGUGGCGAUCUUGCCACACCUUCUGUCACUACUAACCCAUGGACUGGGGCAACGGGUUCACCUUCUUUCUCAUUCCCUUAUUCAAACAUCUGAGUGGCCUAUAGAUGCAGAUCCUCCAAAACAUAAGGAUUCCAAACAUUUAUCUUUUGGUCUUUUAUUGAACCCUCGGAUUUCAACGAAUAUUUUGGAAAAAGGACCUCCAGCAAAUACUCCCAAGGCAGCAGAAUUCAGGGAAUUUUGGGGAGAGAAUUCUGAGCUGAGAAGGUUCCAGGAUGGGUCCAUUUGUGAGGCAGUCCUGUGGAAAGGCGGCAACAUUUCCGACUGUCGACGUAUUCCUGAGCAAAUUAUUAAAUAUCUUCUUCAUCGGCACAUGGAUCUCCCAACUACAAUGGUCUUGUACGCUGGAGCUUUACUGGACUCCGCCAUCAAAGUAGACAAGGGGUCUGCAGGGUUUGAGGAGAGGAUCAUCAAUGUUGUGAAGUCAUACGAUGAUCUGAGUCGAAAGCUUUGGAAUCUCAAUGGACUUCCUUUGAAUGUCACAGCAGUCCAAGGGACGCACCCUGUGUUUCGAUACACAGAUGUGUUCCCGCCGGAACCAGUGAAACCAGAUUAUUCCUAUUAUAAGAGGGAUAAAGAGAAUAAAUGCUUGCUUCCUUCCGAGGACAAACCAUGCCCUGUAUAUUUACCAGCGUUAAAAGUGAUCUGUCACAUGGAAGGAAGUGGGAAAUGGCCUCAGAAUAAAGACGCUAUUCAACGUAUCAAAGCGGCGUUUCACAUUCGACUGGGACAUCUCCUGGACCAACAGCAUGAACUGACAUGCCAACCCUCGGCCACUUACGUAGAUGUGUAUAAGGACGGUUUUGUUUUUCGAAUUCAAGUUGCAUAUCAUAGAGAACCUCAGAUUCUGAAGGAAAUGCAGACACCAGAUGGAAUGCUGAAAUAUCGGGAUACUGAAGAGUCCGUGCAGUUAGAAUGGGAAACUGUUUAUCUGCCUUACCUAACGAGCACAUUGCAUGGGCUUCAACAGCAACAUUCUGCAUACAGUGGAACAUGCCGACUUGCAAAGCGCUGGAUCAGUGCACAGUUACUCAGUGCCGAAGUUGGUGAGGAGUGUAUUGAUCUUCUUGCAGCCUACCUCUUCACCCAGCCUGCACCUUAUUCACCACUCGCCUCUCCACAAACUGGCUUCCUUCGCUUUCUGAAUUUGCUAUCAACGUUUGAUUGGAAGAUAAACCCGCUGAUUGUGAAUCUGAAUGGCGAGAUUAAAGAUACUGAAUAUGCUGAGAUUAAGAACAACUUUAGUGCCGCACGGAAUCAGCUUCCUGUUAUGUUUAUCGCUACCCCCAAUGAGAGGAAAACCUCAAUCUGGACCAAAAGGCGACCGUCAGCACCGAUUCUCCAACAAUUGAUAGAGCUAGCAAGCCAAUCAUUGCAAAUACUGGAAAGUCAGCUUCUGGAUCCCACUGAUAACCAUGAUUUUAAGAUGGUAUUCCGGCCUCCUCUGGAGAUUUAUGAUGUUGUUAUUCACCUAAACCCCAAACAUAUUCCAAGGUAUCUCGAAGCAGUUGAUAAGCCAAAGGUAGCCUACUGCCGAGGGACAUUGAAACGUAAUGCAGCAGUGAAGUUCUUAAAACUACCAGUGGUGGACUAUGACCCAGUACAGCGUUAUCUCCUUGAGCUAAAGAGCGCCUUUGGGGAAUUUGCUCUGUUUUUCUAUGAUGCACAUGGUGGAAAUUUGGUCGGUGUACUUUGGAAACCGCAGGCUUUUGCUCCGCAACCUUUCAAGACUUCCCACGUCAAUGCUAGGAUGUUGGAAACAAGAGAAAAUGGACUUCAAAUUAUCCCCAAUGUGGAGGCUAUUAUCGAAGACUUUGAAAUUCUUGGAGCUGGUUUAGUGAAGUCCAUCGAAGCUCGCACGGAGAAAUGGAAUAUCUAAGGCUUCAUUCCAUUAUGAAAGAAUAUCUAGUCCCUCGUUCUUUUAUGCAUGUACUCUGGAUAUUAUGAAAAUGUGAUGAAAUAUUAUAACUUGUACCAUUGGAAAAAUAAAUGAUUUUGUAUAUA
Leucoraja erinaceus (little skate) is the source of this 3722-nucleotide messenger RNA. RefSeq names its product nucleolar protein 6 (RNA-associated) (gene nol6). Gene Ontology annotation, biological process: rRNA processing; tRNA export from nucleus. The record is from RefSeq and is a predicted model, not a curated record. Gene Ontology annotation, cellular component: UTP-C complex; CURI complex; small-subunit processome. Lineage: Eukaryota; Metazoa; Chordata; Chondrichthyes; Rajiformes; Rajidae. Bases 124 to 3597 code for a protein of 1157 amino acids. The transcript is spliced from 26 exons.